ACCGCGCUAGUCCGGGGCCCAGCAGCCGGCUGCUGGCGCCCCGCGGUGCAGACCCGGCCAAUCAGCAGCCGCGGGGCGGGCGGGGUGGCAGCGCUGCGCUCGCGGAUCAGAGCACGAAGCAGAGGCGCCACUGCCAUCCCGGAGCAGACCAUGCCAAGAUCACCCGUGCUCUUCCCGCUGCUGCUUCUGCUGCUGCCGCAGCCGCCGGCCCACGGCUUCGGGCUCCGCGGUGCGGGCAGCCGUAUCCCUGAGUGCGGUCCGUGCCGGCCGGAGCGCUGUCCCGCGCCCUCACGCUGUCCCGCGCCCGGCAUCGCGGCACUAGACGAGUGCGGCUGCUGCACGCGCUGCCUGGGCUCCGAGGGCGCGAGCUGUGGGGGGCGGGCCGGCACACGUUGCGGUCCGGGGCUGGUGUGUGCUAGCCGCGCCGCCGGGACCGCCCCGGAGGGUACUGGGCUCUGCGUGUGCGCGCAGCGUGGCACCGUCUGCGGUUCCGACGGCCGCUCCUAUCCCAGUGUUUGCGCGUUGCGCCUGCGCGCCCGGCACGAGCCUCGCGCGCACCUCGGCCACCUGCGCAAGGCGCGUGACGGCCCCUGCGAAUUCGCUCCUGUGGUCAUCACUCCGCCCCAGAGUGUUCACAAUGUCACCGGGGCACAGGUGUACCUGUCCUGUGAGGUGAGGGCUGUGCCUACCCCAGUCGUCACGUGGAGGAAGGUCACACAGUCUCCUGAGGGCACCCAGGUGCUGGAGGACCUGCCUGGGGAUCAUGUCAAUAUAGCUGUCCAGGUGCGGGGGGGCCCUUCUGACCAUGAGGCCACGGCCUGGGUUUUGAUCAAGCCUCUGCGGAAGGAAGACGAAGGAGUGUACCAGUGCCAUUCAGCCAACGCGGUUGGGGAGGCCCAGUCGCACGGCACGGUGACAGUGGUAGAUGGGAGUCAGUACGGAGCCGCCCGCUUCCCGGCUCUGGAUGACCGCAUGUGA
This is a messenger RNA of Phacochoerus africanus (Common warthog), 978 nucleotides long. RefSeq names its product insulin like growth factor binding protein like 1 (gene IGFBPL1). Gene Ontology annotation, molecular function: insulin-like growth factor binding. The record is from RefSeq and is a predicted model, not a curated record. Lineage: Eukaryota; Metazoa; Chordata; Mammalia; Artiodactyla; Suidae. The transcript is spliced from 4 exons. Bases 151 to 978 code for a protein of 275 amino acids. Gene Ontology annotation, biological process: regulation of cell growth; regulation of signal transduction. Gene Ontology annotation, cellular component: extracellular region.